AUGUCCGGCGCCGCUCCUGGCCCGCUGCGAACCGCAAGCAGCAGCGCCGGGGCCCUGGACCGACCCUCCCCACUGCCCCGGGACUCCGGGCGCCGCCACCUAUGCGGCCCGGACACCCGUGGGACUGAUCGGCAGACGAGGCAGGCGGCCUUGCCCGGCCGAAGAUCCACCUUCGAGUACCUGGAGGAGUUCCCUGGGGACGGCAGGGAGUGCGUCAACUGCGGGGCCAUGUCCACACCGCUCUGGAGGAAGGAUGGCACCGGCCACUACCUGUGCAACGCCUGCGGGCUCUACCACAAAAUGAACGGCAUCAACCGGCCGCUCAAGCCACAGAAGAGGCUGCCCGCGCCGCGGGGGCUCGGCUUGUCCUGUGCCAACUGCCACACGACCACCACGACGCUGUGGCGCAGGAACGCCGAGGGCGAGCCCGUCUGCAACGCCUGCGGCCUCUACAUGAAGCUGCACGGGGUGCCGCGGCCUCUGGCCAUGAAAAAGGAAAGUAUCCAGACCAGGAAACGGAAGCCUAAGAACAUCAGCAAAGGCAAAAGCUCCACAGGAUCUACGACUUCGGCCACCAACUCCCCUUCUUCCAUUACCAACUCAGACAGCACGGUCACUUUAAAGUCAGAGCCCAGUGCCACCUCGCAGUACCCUGGACAAGCCGUCGUGUCCGUGUCCCAGGCGCCCGGGCAGCCGGAGGACACGCUGGCCGCCGGCGACUUCAAGUUCGAGGCGGAGGAUUACGGCUUCCCGGGCGGCAGCGCCGCGCAGCCCGCGGGGCUCAGCGUCCCGCUCCGGCAGGACUCCUGGUGUGCGCUGGCCCUCGCCUCGGAGCGCGGGAGCCUGCGGAGCGGCGCCGAGGGACGCGCCACCGCGGAAGGACAGAUUUCUCGCAGAGGAUGCGGGUGA
Tinamus guttatus (white-throated tinamou) is the source of this 909-nucleotide messenger RNA. The record is from RefSeq and is a predicted model, not a curated record. Lineage: Eukaryota; Metazoa; Chordata; Aves; Tinamiformes; Tinamidae.